AUGGAGACGAACCUCACGGCCGGGGCCCCGAGGGAGGGGCUGAUGAUCCUCCCUCCGGGGAUGAUUCUCAUGACGGGUCUCCUGCGCGAGCCGGCCAACACGAGGCCCCUGGUGUUCGCGUUCAUCUUGCUCACGUACGCGCUCUCUGUGCUGGGCAGCCUGUGCCUCACGCUGGCCAUCGCGCGCGAGGCGCAGCUCCGCAAGCCCAUGUACGUGUUCUUAUGCGGCCUCGCCCUGAACGGCGUCGUGAUGACCACGGCGACGCAGCCGCGGAUCCUCUACGACCUCGUGUCCGUCAACGUCAUCUCGUUCGCCGGCUGCGUCGCGCAAAUGUCCGUGCUGCACUUCGCCACCGUCGUCGAGGGCUUCAUCCUGGCCGCGAUGGCCGUCGAUCGCUACCUGGCCAUAUGCAGGCCUCUCCACUACGGCUCCCUGCUGAACGGCGCGGUCGCGGCGAAGCUCUGCGUGCUGCUGAUCGCGCUCGCCGCGCUCUUCGUGUCCGGGGAGGUCAUCCUGGGCAGCGUCGUCACAUUGUGCACGAAGCCCCGCGUCGUCUCGAUGCCGAGCUGCGAUUUCAUGUCGCUGACGAAGAUGAGCUGCGAAGACACCAGCGCCAACGUGGCGUACGGCUACUUCCUCAUCGCCGUGCCAGCUGCGGGUUCACUGGGGAUAAUCGUCCUCUCCUACGUCGGCAUUUUGUACGAAUGCAAACGGUCCAGCCGUCGAGGUGGGCAGCACAAGGCGAUCAGGACCUGCGUCACUCACUUCUGCGUCCUCUGCAUCUCCUACGUCUUUGUCAUAUUCAUGGUCUUGCAGCACCGCAUAAGCAACUCCGAUGCUAUUCCCACCGCUGCUCGGUCCAUCCUCAGCUCCCUGUAUUACAUUUUCCCUCCUGCAUUGAAUCCAAUCAUUUAUGGGCUUCGUACGAGCGAAAUCCGACAAAGUCUAAGCAAACUCUUGCAUCACAAAGUUAUUUCGACUUAG
Lethenteron reissneri (Far Eastern brook lamprey) is the source of this 984-nucleotide messenger RNA. Its product is annotated as olfactory receptor 52D1-like. The record is from RefSeq and is a predicted model, not a curated record. Gene Ontology annotation, cellular component: membrane. Gene Ontology annotation, biological process: G protein-coupled receptor signaling pathway; detection of chemical stimulus involved in sensory perception of smell. Gene Ontology annotation, molecular function: odorant binding; G protein-coupled receptor activity; olfactory receptor activity. Lineage: Eukaryota; Metazoa; Chordata; Hyperoartia; Petromyzontiformes; Petromyzontidae.